AUGUACCGCAUCGGCUGCAUCCUCUCGGGACUCCUCUUCAUCCUCAGUGUGACCAGCAUGGGCGGCUUUGCCCGGGCAGGCCGCAGAGUCUGUGCCGCGGCACCGGAGAGCCGGGCGGCCGCCUACACCGAGUCCCACGUCCAGCCUGUCUACCAGCCCUACCUCACCACUUGCCAGGGCCACCGCCUCUGCAGCACCUACAGGACUAUCUACAGGGUUGCCUAACGGCAGGCGGACUGCCAGGUGCCACUUUUUUGCCCCGCCUGGAGCAGGGCUACCAGCCACGCGCUCAGCUGCAACAGAGCUCUCUGCUGGGUGCUGUGCCAGAACGGUGGGAGCUGCGCCUUCCCCGGCAGAUGCGCCUGCCCGCCCGGCUGGAUGGGACGAACCUGCCAGACAGACGUGGAUGAGUGUGCCGGCCAGAGCCACGGGUGCCAUCAGCUCUGCGUCAACACGGCCGGGAGCUACCGCUGCGCCUGCCGGGAUGGCUUCAGCCUCGCUGCCGACGACAAAGCGUGCCAGCCCUUGGUGACAGCCCCCGAGCCAGAAACCUUCAGCCAAGCAGGUCCCCCCAGUGAAAUGAAGGAAGAAAUGAACGACCUGAAGAACAGAGUGGAAGCGCUGGAGCGGAAGCUCCAGUUGGUGCUUGCUCCCUUCCACAACCUCAUGCCAUCUGCGCCGGAGGAUGUCGGCGCAGACCCCAUCAGCCGGCUGUCCCACUCCCUCCAGCAACUGGACAGAAUCGACUCCCUGAGUGAACAGAUCUCCUUCCUCGAGGAGCGGCUGGAGACAUGUUCCUGCAAGAAUGAACUCUAGCCGAGCACCCGAGGAAUUGGAGCAAGCGGAGUGCAUCUGUAGCUCUAAUCUCAUUCUCCAGCCUCAGGGUGAAGAUGAAGCCACAUCAUCUACAGGAAGGCACAGGGUAGCAGGAGAAGGCUGGUUUUCCCAUCAGCAUCUCCAUUUUCUUUUCCAACUCGCCUUAUCAAAGGUCACGCAGUUGCUGCCAAACUGGACUGCGAGCGCUCAGCAUCUCGCCCCCUUCCUUCUGGAGCAGGCAGAAAAUAAAUGCCUUACCUCGUGCCGUUAGUGCCUGUCUGGCUGUGCCAGAGAGACUGGCUGUACA
This is a messenger RNA of Charadrius vociferus (killdeer), 1123 nucleotides long. It is a transcript of the gene EGFL7, whose product is annotated as EGF-like-domain, multiple 7. Gene Ontology annotation, molecular function: signaling receptor binding; calcium ion binding. NCBI's taxonomy places the organism in Eukaryota, Metazoa, Chordata, Aves, Charadriiformes, Charadriidae. Gene Ontology annotation, cellular component: cell surface; extracellular region. Gene Ontology annotation, biological process: anatomical structure development. The record is from RefSeq and is a predicted model, not a curated record.